This is a messenger RNA of Canis lupus familiaris (dog), 3904 nucleotides long. RefSeq names its product microtubule associated protein 7 (gene MAP7). Gene Ontology annotation, biological process: microtubule cytoskeleton organization. The record is from RefSeq and is a predicted model, not a curated record. The transcript has 18 exons. Gene Ontology annotation, cellular component: microtubule cytoskeleton. The coding region runs from base 641 to 2923 and encodes 760 amino acids. Lineage: Eukaryota; Metazoa; Chordata; Mammalia; Carnivora; Canidae.
AGGAGAGGGCAGGCGGUGGGAGCUGCGCGGCGUGCUGGCCCGGGUCCGACCGCCUCCGACCGUUCCCUGUGCUUCCAGGCGGACGCCGAGCCUCUCCCUCACCUCCUGGAUUAGGACAGGUCGGAGUUGUCAGGGCAACUGCUCUGGGCGGCACAUGCCCUUUCCCCUCCUUGCCGAGUGCGGAACAUUUUCCUGUGCGGUGGUAGGGAGAAGACUGGGGAAGGGUGCUGCCGCUGCAGGAAGACGCUGGGAUCUGCAUGAGCACGUUAGGCGGUGGAAGGAGGCAGCAGACCCUGCGAGCCUUUCCUGGGGCUUUUCCGGAGGGAGAGUGCACGUUCCCGUGUGUGUCGAGCGCGUGUGCAAGCCGCGAGCUCCAGCCAGCCACAUGCCUGGGGGGAGUCAGUGGGAGGGGGCGUGGAGGGGAGGUGCGGGGGUUGCUGCUAGGUGAGGGGGGAACCGCAGGGCCUCAGUUGCCAAGUAGCUGGUAGUAUCUGUCAGCUGUUUGCACACUGUUUACCAUAGGGGAUCUAUUACAAGUGCUCAAAUGAACCGGCCGCUUAGAAACUAGCAGCUUCCUGGGAGCUGCAAUUACAUAAGCAUAUAUUUUUAAUAUAAUAAUUAAAAAACAAGUAGCUGCGGUAUGCCUGGAUCAGCUACAGCUAUUCGACAAGAGAGACUGAAGAAGACCUGUGCAAGGCCAAGUCCCCUUGGUUUAUUCACCAUUAAUGAGGAAGACGAACAGCAAAAGAAUGGAAAUUCCAGAAGACCAAAAGCACCUGAAAGCCACAAAGUGCAAGAUAAGAAAACUGCUGCCUCCAGCCGGCCCUCUGCUAUUUCAGGACAAAAUAGCAACUACUCAGGAAAUAAACCAGACCCUCCUCUCGUGCUACGGGUUGACGACCGGCAGCGGCUGGCCCGGGAGCGACGUGAGGAGCGUGAGAAGCAGCUAGCUGCGAGAGAAAUAAUCUGGUUAGAAAGGGAAGAGCGAGCCCGGCAGCACUAUGAAAAGCACUUGGAAGAACGGAAGAAGAAACUAGAAGAACAGAGGCUGAAGGAGGAGCGGAGGAGGGCUGCUGUGGAGGAAAAGCGGAGGCAGAGGCUGGAGGAAGACAAAGAACGCCAUGAAGCUGUUGUAAGACGAACAAUGGAAAGGAGCCAGAAGCCAAAACAGAAGCAAAACCGGUGGUCAUGGGGAGGCCCUCUCCAUGGGAGCCCUAGCAUCCGCAGUGCAGAUCCAGACAGGCGGUCAGUUUCCACCAUGAAUCUUUCGAAACAUGUUGAUCCCGUCAUUAGCAAGCGGCUCUCCUCUUCAUCUGCAACUUUACUAAAUUCUCCAGAUAGAGCUCGCCGCCUGCAGCUCAGCCCAUGGGAGAGCAGCGUUGUUAACAGACUGCUGACGCCCACACACUCGUUCCUGGCCCGAAGUAAAAGCACAGCUGCCUUGUCUGGAGAUACAGCAUCUUGCGGCCCCAUCAACAUCAUGCCCUACAAAGCUGCACACUCUAGAAAUCUGAUGGAUCGACCAAAAUUCUUGAUAACACCACCGGAGGGCUCUGCGAGAAGGAGGACUGUUCAUGGCACAGCGGGCUAUAAAAGAGAGAAGGAGAGAGAAAACCUACCGAUCCACCCCACAUCUGCUAUUCGGAGGGCUGUAUCUCCAUCUCAUCCCAAAGCAAGAUCACCAGCUCCCUCCCGACUCUGGCUUCCAUCCAAAUCCUUUCCGCAUCUGCCUGGCACACCCAGACCAACCUCCUCCUUGCCUUCUGGAUCAGUCAAAGUUGCCCCUGCCCAGGUCCGGCCCCCAUCCCCUGGCAACAUCCGCCCUGUCAAGCGAGAAGUCAGAGUGGAACCUGAGAGGAAAGACUCUGAGAAGGAGCCCCCAAAAGUUGUCAAUGAGCCAUCACUUAAGAGCAGGGCACCUUUAGUGAAGGUGGAAGAAGCCACAGCUGAAGAGGGGUCACCUCCCGAGCCAGAGGCUGCUCCUGCUGCUCCGGCCCCGGCCCCCACUCCAGCACCGGUCCCAGCCCCAGCAUCAGUCCCAGCCUCGCCAUCCACUGUGACUGCCAGCGCUUCCCCCAAGACCUCCGCAGGCACCACCGACCCAGAAGAGGCCACGAGGCUGCUAGCUGAGAAGAGGCGGCUGGCCCGCGAGCAGAGGGAGAAGGAGGAAAGGGAGAAGAGAGAGCAGGAAGAACUGGAAAGACAAAAGAGAGAGGAGCUGGCGCAGAAGGUGGCGGAGGAGCGGGCGCGGCGCGAGGAGGAGUCCCGCCGGCUCGAGGCGGAGCAGGCCAGGGAGAGGGAAGAGCAGCUGCGGCGGCAGGCGGAGGAGCGGGAGCGGCGCGAGCGGGAGGACCAGGAGCGCGCCCAGAAGCAGAAGGAAGAAGAAGCUCGCCUUCGUGAGGAAGCGGAGAAGGCUCGGCAGGAGCGGGAGAAGCACUUCCAGAGAGAAGAGCAGGAGCGCCUGGAAAGAAAAAAGCGACUUGAGGAGAUUAUGAAAAGAACCAGGCGAACAGAAGCUACAGAUAAGAAAACCAUUGAUCAGAGAAAUGGAGAUAUAACCAAGGGAGCUCUCACUGGAGGAACAGUGGUAUCUGCACUCCCAUGUGUGACAAACUCUCCAGGAAAUGGAGAACCAGUGGCCAGCCCACACGUGGUUACCUCACACCAAUCAGCAGUGACUGUGGAGAGUACUCCCAACUUGGAAAAACAACCAAGUGAAAAUGGAGUAUCUGUGCAGAAUGAAAAUUUCGAGGAAAUUAUAAAUUUACCCAUUGGAUCCAAACCAUCUAGAUUAGAUGUCGCCAACAGUGAAAGCCCGGAAAUUCCUUUGAAUCCAAUUCUGGCCUUUGAUGAUGAAGGGACAAUUGGACCCCUGCCUCAGGUAGAUGGUGUUCAAACACAACAGACAGCAGAAGUUAUAUGAGCAUUUCUUCUGAAGAACCAAAGCAGAAAUUUAACAAGAAUUUCUACAAUUAAUGGAAUUUCUUCCAUGCUAUAAAGGAGCAUCCCCUUCCUCCAGUUUUCUAAAGAUUUCUUGACCAUCAUUUUGAAAAGACUUUAUUAAAACCAGCUAAAGACAACAGACUGGAUAGCUUUUCUAAUAAUUUUCGCCAAUAGAAAAAAAGUUCCUUAUUCUUCAGUACUUUAAAAUGGCUUUUGCCAGUGUGCUCCUUCUUAGCAAAUCAAUAUUUUUCGCAUUCUUUAAAAGAUGAGAGCAUUUGGCUAUUUAAAAAAAAAAUGGGUUGACUAGGCAUGAUUUUUCACAUAAAUAUUUUGGUCUUUAAAAGCUAACAUAAAAUUGGCACAAAAAAUUUACCUUUUACAAUAUAAUACUUGAAAUUUAAGUACCUCUUUGCUCUACCAGUAGAAUGAAUAGGAGAGGAGUUUAAAUUAAGCCUGUUUGUUUAAAUAUUACUGCAGAGAGUUCUAUUUGUAGAAGCAAACUAUAGGCAGAUUACCAGGUUCUUGUAAAUGCAAUUUGUACAUGGACAUUCUGCAAACCCAGCUGUCACAUUCUUGCAUCUCUUUUUGCAAAAGUAUACUAAACAGUUUUAAAAUAUGAAAAAAACAUUAUUUUUUCAGAGCAAGAAAAUAUACUGUCCUCUUAAAUAAUGUAUUUAUAAAGUUUUUCCAGAUAAGCUAAUCAAAUAAAUUAGAACAACAUAACAACAUUGCAAACUUUGAUUUAUUAGAUGGCAUUCCUUAUGUUACUAUGAGAGAAUGUUUGUGAUGAUUCAGGGCUAUAUCUGAUGUCUGUAUAUUGCUGCUGUCCCCAGGGAUGAUGGGACUUACCCUUUGCCUUACCUGAUCACAAAUUAUUGGGGAGGGGGUGUUUAAAGAUUUAAUAUUUCUUUAAAUAAAAAAAGAAUUUGGUUUUGCUCGUUUAAGAGCAAUGAAAACAUGA